This is a messenger RNA of Rosa chinensis, 2806 nucleotides long. RefSeq lists its product as uncharacterized. The record is from RefSeq and is a predicted model, not a curated record. Lineage: Eukaryota; Viridiplantae; Streptophyta; Magnoliopsida; Rosales; Rosaceae. The coding region runs from base 47 to 793 and encodes 248 amino acids. The transcript is spliced from 8 exons.
AUAAAAAGCUCAACGCGCUCCAGAAAAUCGGAGACCAAAGGAAGCUAUGGCCACCGUGCCAAUAGAUCCAGCCGAUACAGUCAACCGCGACAAUUCUCAUGGUAUGCCAAAGGAAGCCAUGGCCACCGUGCAUAUCGAUCCAGCCGAUUCAAUCAACCGCGACAAUUCUCAUAGUAGCAAGGGGGGCAAGGCCAAAAGACUCAAGUGGUUGGACAUUGCUAUGGAGGAUCCCUCUGCGGCUUCUGAAGGCUCCAGUUCCUCUGCCAUGGCCGCCGUGCAUAUUGAUCCAGCCGAUUCAAUCAACCGCGACAAUUCUCAUGGUAUGCCAAAGGAAGCCAUGGCCGCCGUACAUAUUGAUCCAGCUGAUUCAAUCAACCGCGACAAUUCUCAUGGUAUGCCAAAGGAAGCCAUGGCCACCGUGCAUAUCGAUCCAGCUGAUUCAAUCAACCACGACAAUUCUCAUGGUAGCAAGGGUGGCAAGGCCAGAAGACUCAAGGGGUCGAACAUUGCUAUGGAAGGUCCCUGGGCGGCUUAUAAAGGGCCCAUUUCUUCUGGUAGCCAGGGUGGCAAGGCCAAGAGACUCAAGCUGAAACUCCUUGCUGUUGAGACUUAUGAUGGCCCCAGUUCUCUUGGCAUGAAGGCAGAAGAACCAAAUAUUGGCACUUCUCCACUCCACAAGCUCCAUAGUCAUACUGGUGAUGCAGAAGGACCAAUGAGCACAUUCUCAAAAAAAAAAAAAAAAAAAAAAAGAAGGACGAAUAAGCACUUUCUUUGCGUCAGCCGCCCGUCGUAGGUCAAUGUUCCGGAUUAAGCCAGAAUUCCGUUGUGGUAAGUGUUUGGUUUGUUCCUUGGUAGAUGACCACCCUACAUCUGUAUGCCCGUACAAGACAUUUCUCCCAGAGGAUGCAAUCGUUAGCAGUGUGUGUAUCUUGCUUUGUAAUUUAUGUGGCAAGUCAGAUGGACGUUGCGAAUGUUAUAAAGUGGAAGGACGGACUCUUGUUUUCAAGUUUUGUCAUCUAUGUUGCAGUUCAUACCACUGGAGUACAGAGUGCCCAUGCAGGGUUGCACUUAGUUCUCCUCCAGUGGACUCUCCUCAUCAAACCUCUAGUGCAGAGCUGUGUUAAAUGCUUCGGACCGUUGUUUUAGGGUUUCUGAGGAUGGAAAUUUGGUGUUUGGCUUCACCUGUGUUGGGAAGAAAGUGCUGAUUUAUAUUCGAUGUGAAUAUCUGUGGUUGAUCCUGUGUUAAUUCUCGUGUAAAAGUCUUUUGCGAAGUGGAUCGUCUUGUUAUCGAGUUGCUUCAACAAUGAGAUAAUUUCUGCCUUGUUCACAUGCAGUGUCAUUUGAAGCAUAUCCAACUUUUUACUGCCAGAGACCUAUGAGGUUCUUUUUUUUUUUUUUUGGUCAUAUACUAUUUGCAGAAACACAAUUAAAAUGCUACUGGUCAUGACAUGGAUGAAGGUGCAGAAACAAAGGGAAACGAGCAUUACGUGUUCUAAAGAAAUGUAUGGAUAUUUUCUGCAAAGUCUCGGGGCAAUCUAUCAAUUUUGACAAGUCUAUGGUUUACUGUUCCGCAAAUAUAAAUAAGAGGGUUGCUAAGAAGAUUAGCAGAAUCUGUGGAUCCCCUCUAACGAAUGACUUGGGAAAGUACCUAGGGAUGCCCCUAAUCCACUCAAGAAUCACCAAAUGUACCUAUGCUAGUUUGGUGGACAAGGUUCAACAGAGGCUAGCUAGCUGGAAGAGUAAGAACCUAAGUAUGGCUGGAAAAUUGACUUUAAUCCAAGCUGUUACCUCUUCAAUUUCUACCUAUGCCAUGCAGACUGCUAAACUCCCUAAGUACACUUGUGAGAAUAUUGAUAAACUUAACAGGAACUUCUUUUGGGGUGACUCCAUUGAGAAAAAGAAAAUACACCUCCUCAAGUGGGAUACUGUAUGUUUGCCUAAGUGCAAAGGUGGGGUUGGUAUCAAAAGAACUACAGAUAUGAACAGAGCUAUGUUAGCCAAAGCGAUUGGAGAAUUAUCAAAGGGGAUGACGGUCCGUGGAGUAAGAUCUUUUAUCAUAAAUAUCAUCAGAAUAAAUCCUUGCUUGACAAUAAUUAUAAUCAUCAUAAUAAUAGCUCCAGCACUUGGAGUAUUAUUCUUUAUGGUGCAGGUCUAUUGAGGAAUGGGAUUACUUGGAGAGUUGGUAACGGUCAGACCAUCAGAUUUUGGCAUGAUGAGUGGACUGGUUAUGGUGCGCUUUCUAAUCUUGCUCUGGAUGGUUCUUUAGUUGAUAUUAAUAUCCUUGUGCAGGAUUUUUGGUCUACAAAUGGCUGGGAUAUUCCAAUGCUUCAAGCAUGCAUCCCCAAUUAUGUAAUUGAUAAAAUCCUUAUGAUCCCAAUCAGCAACAAUCUUAACACUGAAGACAAGAUCAUAUGGAAGCAUAACUCUAAUGGUGAUUUCACUGUUAAGAGUGCUUAUGCUAGCAUCUCUGUUGAUGACUCCACCCCUGAUUGUGCCUGGAAGGGAGUAUGGAGUUUUCAUCCUCCCCCUAAACUAAAACUCUUUGCUUGGAUUAUGCUGUAAGGCGGACUUUUAACUAAUGCUCAAAGGCAUAGAAGGAAUCUCACCACUGAUCCAAGCUGUAAAUUCUGCCCUGGUAUCACUGAAUCCAUGCUCCACUUACUUAGGGACUGCCCUAAAGCUCAACAUGUUUGGUCUUCUAUUCGUAUACCCACCAGAAUGCUCGGUUCCUUCCAACUAAAUUGGAAUGAUUGGAUAGCGGCUAACACUCUUCAGCAGAAUUGCAGAUGAAAUUCUUUCAAGUGGC